AUGUCGAGUAUAUUAGAAAGAUUGGCAGCAUUUAAGAACAAACAUUCGAUUCAGAGCAUCUCAAAGAAUGUAUCGUACUCACUCUUGAAUACUGUAAGACAUCUUUCGUCAAAGGAAAAGAUUAUUAUUGCUUCUGUAUCGACUGCAUGGUUGGGCUUUGUUUACAACCCAGGAAGCACUUCUACAAUCACUGAUGAAACAAUGGAUGAGUUUCUAGAGAUAGCAGAGUACAUGAUGGAACUUUCCAAAUCAGGUGCAGAGGGAAUAGCUAUGUUGUUCGAUAUGGAUCAUCCAUUGUUGGAACAUAUCGCUGCUUGGUUAGAGCACAGCAAGCAUGCAAUGAUCAAAUUAGAACCUCAUUUGGGACGUGUCAUGAUUGUUCUUGCUCGUUUCCUACACAGCUUGCUCUAUGUGGUGAUUGAAUCUGAAGAAGGAGAGAGCCCUCUUCCAACGCUGGCAGAACGUUACCAAGGUUUUCUUGGUCACCCUCUAAUUCAAAAUCUUAUCAAAAUUUGGAGAAUCAUGUUAGCUAAAUCACCUAAAAAGAAAAUUAUAUUCUUUAAUUUCCUCAGCGUGCUCGAUGAACAAAUAGAGACUGAGAAUGUUAGAUUCAUAUUGUUGGCGCUCUUGGCAAAAACAUCACCUGAUAUUCCAUUGGAGACCUUUCCAACUGAAAAUAUUCUUUCCUUUUACCAUCAGUUGAAACCCCUCUAUGCCGGAGGCUGGACAUACGACUCGAUCGAUCAAACACUCAACCGUCUUGCCAACAUUUUAGCGUCAAGAUACAGCGAUGGUGAUAUCGAAGAGCCACUCUCACAAAUAGAAACAUAUGGUGGAUACCGUUACCGAAGAUACAUUCCCAAUUGGAUGCUUGAAUUCAAAGAAACAAUGCUCCUCACGGCGUUGGGAUCGUCCCUUGCCGUUGGCACUAAAGUGGUGCCUGCCCCAUUACAACUUGCCUCGUUGGCCUUCUUGUUGGAUAUGGAUUACCUGGGUGAUAAGAGUGUAUAUGUGGUUAACCUCUUAACGGGAAUAACCACCUAUAUUCUGGGAAGAAACAACUACAAGGCACUAGGAGUUGCUCUCUCUACCACUUUUCUCCCAAUCGUUCUCAGACAACUUUUCAUCAAGAAUAUAGAACAAAUUCGCCAAAGUGAAAUUUACAAACAAAAGGUCAUCGUCGACUUGCGUCAUUAUAUCACCAUUCUACACACGCUUCAGAAAACAGCCAAAGCAAACCAAUCAAGUAUUCAAGAAGAAGAGGAGGAGGAGGAACAAAAUAUUAAAGCACCACAAGAUGUAAAGGAGAUAGACACAACCUCAAUUGCCGGUGUCAACCAAGAAUGA
Molecule: messenger RNA, 1347 nt
Organism: Cavenderia fasciculata
Lineage: Eukaryota; Evosea; Eumycetozoa; Acytosteliales; Cavenderiaceae
Exons: 3
Coding region: 1-1347 (448 amino acids)
Source: RefSeq, a predicted model, not a curated record